Messenger RNA from Seminavis robusta, 1311 nucleotides. Lineage: Eukaryota; Bacillariophyta; Bacillariophyceae; Naviculales; Naviculaceae. The record is from the annotation of a GenBank genome assembly.
AUGCCAUUGCGAGCUUGCGAGAAGUAUGAGAAGCUAGUAGAAGAUUUGAUACUUCGAAAGGAGCCUCCUCCUACGUUGGAAGAAGUCCGUGUCUGUUUCAAGCGUGUCGGUCUGCUAAUAGGGACGUUGUCUCGGAAGAACCUCCUUCACAUGGCCUGCCGCAAUCGUCACAUAACGGACGCUUCGAUUGUCACGUUUCUCAUUCGCAAGCGACCUUGGAGUCUCCGUCUGGUAGAUGAUGAUGAUAUGGGCGAGCUUCCCCUUCAUGCGGCAUGUCGAGUUGGCGCUUCGUUGUCCGUCAUUCGAGUAUUGGUUCACAAUUAUCCCGGAGCAUUGCGGCGUCGCUGUCGAGGCGGUCCUCUUCCCCUACAUGUCGCUGUCAAGUGGAGUUCUACGUCACUCCAAACCAUUCAAUUCUUACACGAACAGUAUCCAUCGGCGAUUCAAAAGCCAUUUUAUGCCCAACAACACAAUGCGCAGAACAAUUCAACCACGCACUCGUCCCUGCUUCAUGUCGCCAUUCGAUAUCAGUGUGGCCCCUACAGAUUUCGAGAGGAGGAUACUGGUGACGGUGAUGCCAUUGUCCAAUAUAUUGCCAAAAUGUACCCCCAGGCACUGCUGAUUCCCAGCCAAGACAACCACCGUUUACCCCUUCAUGCCGCUUGCCAUGGCCGGUAUUCAGUGGAGACCAUUCGGUGCUUGAUCCAACUUGGUGGUCCCAAAAGUUUGCUUUGGAGGGACAAAAAUGGCAGGACUCCUCUCCAUCUAGCUGUCUGUUCUUGGGGAGGUAAUUGCAAGAGUAAUAUGGAGGUGGUGGAUUGUCUCAUGCAGGAAACCGCAUUGCUAGCUCCAACCGUCAUGAUUCUGCAGGAUUGUCUCCAGGGACAGUACACGGCAAGUCUGGAAGCUGUCCAGCUCCUGGCUCAAAAGUACCCACAAGUUGUCACCCAACUGGAUGAUGAUCAACGAGGGGAAUUGCCCUUGCACGCCGUGUGUCGGCUCCAGCCAUUUCACUGCUUGCAGUAUGUGCAGGCACUGGUACAGGCAUUCCCCAUGACUGUGCUCCAACCGUCGUCAAGGAGUGAUGGAAUGACGCCUUUGGAUGUCUUGAAUUCCGAUAGUGUCCAACCCAAACUGGUGCAUGGUGACGACGACGACGACAAUAAUGACAAUUAUGGUUGUGAAGCUACGAGGCAGUUUUUGCAAGAGUGCAUGAGGGCUCGAUAUGCCGAUCUCCUGGGUCAAUCCACAGACCUUCUUGUUGUGCCACGGCAUUUGCUCAUGGAACAUGUAGUACCUUUUCUAAUUUGA